Molecule: messenger RNA, 1499 nt
Organism: Aspergillus brunneoviolaceus CBS 621.78
Lineage: Eukaryota; Fungi; Ascomycota; Eurotiomycetes; Eurotiales; Aspergillaceae
Product: protein-histidine N-methyltransferase
Exons: 3
Coding region: 284-1414 (376 amino acids)
Biological process (GO): peptidyl-histidine methylation, to form tele-methylhistidine
Molecular function (GO): protein-L-histidine N-tele-methyltransferase activity
Source: RefSeq, a predicted model, not a curated record
UAUUGCUAACAUCUCGGGCACAGUAAAAGCUGCCAUUCUAUAUACCAUAGCUCAAAGAAUCUGUUUCUCUGAGCUUACACGCUGUUGCCGAAGAACCGCAAACUCAUUUGUACGCCAGCAGUGCAAUCUAUAAGUUACAGGAUACCCCACCUCAUUUCGACCGAAAGUAACCGGGAGACUGUUACAGUGCACAUUUCAGAAUUCCUUUUGCGCGAUCAAGUUCGUGGUGAAAGAAAGCUGUAGAAGGAAAAGCUAGCGGCUCAACUGUGGAAUUGCCUCAAUCAUGUCGUCCACAUUCAGCUUUGGCUUUGCGGGGGAUGAUAUUGAUAUUGACGAAAAUGAUACCGGCGAUGUCAAUCAAGAAGGCUUCACUUUCCGACAAGGCAUUAGUGCUAGACUGCCCGAGUUGGUGCCAGCCAGGCGUCAUGAUAUGUCAGAGUGGAUUCCCUCGCUUCCCUCACAAAUCUCGUACAACAAGCUUGCCAUCCCUAUUUCUCAGCAUGGAAGCCCAGGGAAGCCAGUGACGCUUGCACGCCGGGAUGUUUACGACAUUCGAACCCAGCUGAUGGCAGAAGACACUGCCGAAGACAGAGAAGACAACUAUGAGCUGAUCACUGGGCUUGAGAAAGGCGACAUCAAGCCCAACUUCUACGAGGGCGGCUUUAAGACGUGGGAAUGUGCCUUGGACCUGGCGAAACUGCUUCUCGACGCUAAUGCGAUGAAUGCGAUGACGAAAACUGCCGGCAAACGGCAUUUCAUCGAGCUCGGGGCAGGCACUGCCGUGCCAUCCUUAGCCCUGUUUGCACAGCUGCUAUCAAUGGAGCCCAAUGCUCAACGAAGGGUCCACUUCACAUUCGCGGACUACAACUCCGCUGUUCUCCGUCUCGUCACUUUCCCGAACCUCCUUCUGACAUGGAACUACAUCGUCUCGGCACAGGGAACGCCGCUCUCUGCCGAGUCUCUAUCGCCCGAAGACGGGGACACUGAGGAUGAAUUACUGGAAAUUAGUCCCGAGCUUGUCGCGAGCUUCCAGAGAGACCUGAAAAGGCAGGGGAUUACUGUUGAAUUCGUCUCCGGCGCUUGGUCGCCCGAAUUCGUGGACUUGGUGUUUUCAUCCGGUGAACAGAGUAGAAGCGAUGCGUUGAUUCUCGCAAGCGAGACCAUCUACUCUCCUACCUCGCUGCAGGCCUUUUCGGAAACGUUGCUUGCUUUAUUGCGUCGGCCUGCGCAGGAAGGAUUCUCAAGCCAGGCUUUGAUAGCGGCGAAGAAGGUCUACUUCGGCGUGGGUGGUGGGGUGGAUGAGUUCCUUGCUGUGGUGGGAGGAAUCAGUGGCGGUAACUUGAGGGUGCAAGAGCGACUAGAUGUCAAGUCUGAAGGUGUUGGAAGAGUAAUUCUCGAGAUCGUGCUUGGAUAGGAGUAUAGAGUACUCGGUAUGCAGUUCUGGUAUUCCAUGAUGGUGCUAGAAUAUUAGUAGUUAGUUGGGCUUAGAUAAACAUGCA